GCGAUAGGCGCAUGCACGCGCACUGGGUGUUGCCUGCGUAUAAAUUCUCGUGCCGUUUCUCAGCUCCUCAACUUUCCGUUGCCCGUCAUAACCGACUAGCCUUACUGUCUGUGUCCAGUUACCAUUCUGCAGCCAUGGCACCAACACAUCUGGAGGCCAUCGUCUUGUCUUUGGUCGGUAUGUUCAAGCAGUAUGCUUCCAAGGAUGGGAAGGGUUCCACCCUCAGCCGCAGUGAGUUCAAACAGCUGAUGGAAAAAGAGCUGUCCGGCUUCCUACAGAAUCAGAAAGACCCUGCCGAGGUGGAUAAAAUCAUGAAGUCCCUAGAUGCCGACGGUGACGGGGAGCUGGACUUCAUGGAGUUUUCCAGUCUGGUGAUGGCGCUCUCCAUGGUCUGCAAUCAGGUCAUCUCUGAACUGGAGACUAAAAAGUGAGGCGGGGGGGGGGCCAGAGAGAGUCCACCUUGUAAGAAUCCCAAUAAACACUGGCCAUCCUCAUCCCUUAAUCCACUCUUCUGGUUUUCUAUGCUUCUGUUUGUCUCUGUCUCUAUGCACAUCUAUCCGUGUUCACAUACGACGGGUGAAAAUGGGGAGACUGGAGGAAAUUUGAAUUAUUUCAUUCAUUGUUGAAAUCGAGACUCCAUUCAUAUGUCUCUUAGGAGUCUCUGUGUGCAUGACUAAUUUUAACUUUUGAAAUCUGUUUUAUUAUUUGAAGAGAACCUGAUGGUAUGUUUACAUAUAUCAUGUCUUUCUGAGGUCCUCCUUUUGCUAAAUCAGAUGUGUGUACUCCCAAUCUGAGAUACAAACUGAAGUGUGUGUCUUGUUCAGUUUAUCCAAUUAAAUUGCAUUUGUUUGCUUAAGA
Megalops cyprinoides (Indo-Pacific tarpon) is the source of this 858-nucleotide messenger RNA. Its product is annotated as protein S100-A11-like. Gene Ontology annotation, cellular component: cytoplasm. The coding region runs from base 12 to 431 and encodes 139 amino acids. The transcript has 3 exons. The record is from RefSeq and is a predicted model, not a curated record. Gene Ontology annotation, molecular function: calcium ion binding. Lineage: Eukaryota; Metazoa; Chordata; Actinopteri; Elopiformes; Megalopidae.